Molecule: messenger RNA, 3036 nt
Organism: Grus americana (Whooping crane)
Lineage: Eukaryota; Metazoa; Chordata; Aves; Gruiformes; Gruidae
Gene: FLOT2
Product: flotillin 2
Exons: 12
Coding region: 30-1385 (451 amino acids)
Biological process (GO): protein localization to plasma membrane; regulation of myoblast differentiation
Cellular component (GO): plasma membrane
Source: RefSeq, a predicted model, not a curated record
GGCGUGUGGCGGGCGGCGCCGCGGGCACCAUGGGCAACUGCCACACGGUGGGGCCCAACGAGGCGCUGGUGGUGUCAGGUGGCUGUUGCGGCUCUGACGUAAAGCAGUAUGUGUACGGAGGCUGGGCCUGGGCUUGGUGGUGCAUUACUGACACCCAAAGACUGUCUUUGGAGGUUAUGACCAUCCUCUGUCGCUGUGAGAAUAUUGAGACGUCGGAGGGGGUCCCACUGAUUUCCCUAGAGAUAAUGACGUUACAGCCCAGGUGUGAGGACGUAGAGACGGCGGAGGGGGUAGCUUUAACUGUCACAGGUGUGGCACAGGUGAAGAUAAUGACCGAGAAGGAGCUCCUGGCUGUGGCCUGCGAGCAGUUCUUGGGCAAGAACGUGCAGGAUGUGAAGAACGUGGUCCUUCAGACGCUGGAGGGGCAUCUGCGCUCCAUCCUAGGUACCCUGACAGUGGAGCAGAUCUACCAGGACAGGGAUCAGUUUGCCAAGCUGGUGCGGGAGGUGGCAGCUCCUGACGUGGGUCGCAUGGGUAUCGAGAUCCUGAGCUUCACCAUCAAGGAUGUCUACGAUAAAGUGGAUUACCUGAGCUCUCUGGGAAAAACUCAGACUGCAGCUGUUCGAAGGGAUGCAGACAUCGGCGUGGCAGAAGCCGAGCGAGAUGCUGGCAUUCGGGAGGCAGAGUGCAAGAAAGAAAUGCUGGAUGUCAAGUUCAUGGCAGAUACCAAAAUAGCAGAUUCCAGACGAGCUUUUGAAUUGCAGAAAGCUGCCUUCAGUGAGGAGGUCAACAUUAAGACUGCGGAGGCCCAGCUGGCCUACGAGCUCCAGAGCGCCCGGGAGCAGCAGAAGAUCCGUCAGGAGGAAAUUGAAAUUGAGGUGGUACAGCGCAAGAAGCAGAUCGAUGUCGAAGAGAAGGAGAUCAUCCGGAUGGAGAAGGAGCUGAUAGCCACCGUGAAGCGGCCGGCUGAGGCUGAAGCCUACCGUAUACAGCAGAUCGCCGAGGGCGAGAAGGUGAAGCAAGUCCUCAUCGCUCAGGCGGAGGCAGAAAAGAUCCGCAAGCUCGGGGAAGCAGAGGCCUUUGUGAUUGAGGCCAUCGGGAUGGCGGAGGCUGAGAGGAUGAAGCUGAAGGCUGAAGCGCUCCAGCAGUAUGGAGAAGCUGCCCAGCUGGCUCUAGUGCUGGAUGCGCUGCCUGAGAUUGCUGCCAAAGUGGCUGCUCCCCUCUCCAAAGUGGACGAGAUCGUUAUUCUCAGCGGAGAGAGCAGCAGCACAACGUCCGAGGUGAACCGUCUGCUGGCCGAGAUCCCUGCCUCCGUGCGUGCCAUCACUGGCGUGGAUCUCACAAAGAUUCCCCUGAUCCAGAAAGCCACCGGGGCCCAGGCAUGAGGCUGGCCAACCCAAAGCUAGUGAAGAUCACUCCCUGUUAUGCACUCAGACAUCAACUGCCUUCAACACAUGGGAAUUCCUUUUAUAUCAAAGACAAUUGGAGUUUCAUUUUUAAGCUCUGGUGCCUUAUUUUGUAGGGCCAGAAAGAUGCAUGUCCAAUCAGCUGCUCUUUUUAUUACAAAGGGUGGGAGGGGAUUUAUUUUGUAACUCGCUGUAUAUUAUAUCAGGCCGGGGUUUGGAUCCGAUCCCCAGUUGUAUCUGGCAGCUUGUCUGGUGUUGCGAUCCCGGUGCCUCGCUGUUCUCUGUCCUCGGGCGGCCGCCCAGAGCUCGGAGCAGAGGCUCGGUGGAACGCGGAGUGUGGAGCUGUAGGAAGAGAACAGCCACGACCCACCUCCCCUGGGCUCCCUGCCCUCCUGCAGCGACCCCCCUGGGCACUGCCCGACCCCUGCCUCUGCCCACAAACUGUUUUUGUGGCUGGUUUUCCCCGUCGUGAGUGUCUUGCCUGCAGAGCCCCCCCCCAGUGCUAGCAGUCCUACCUAGGCUGGGCUUCCCGGAGGUCGCAGUCACCCCACUGGGAGGGUGACAAUCGGGCACUGCCAGUGGGUGCUGCAGUUGGUGCCCGCUCCCUCCUGUGGUGCCUUCCCUUGGGGAAGUUUCCUCCCAGGAUCGGGAGGGGGGAGAGCUCCGGGGGCUGAUGGAGUAUUAGCGGAGGGAGCCCAGCUCAGGCUUGGUGAGGUCCCUCCACCAGGAAUGCCAAAAAAUAGCCUUGUGCCAAACCCCCCAUGCUCUGAGAGGGAGGAGAACCGGCCGCAGCUGCUGUCCCCAGGGCCGUGGUACAUCUCCCCCCUGACAAAGCCACGGGUCAGAGGAACGCGGGGGACGGGCCAGGGCGCUGCGGUGCAGAUGGGCUCCUCCGGCACCGUGGGCUGUACAGCUGGCCGGGGACCGGUGCCCCCAUGCCGUGGCCAUGAGGCUGGCAAGCAGCCGUGCUGGCUGGGGGAUGCCCCGGAGGCAGUGCAGAAGCCCCUGCCUCACCCCCCCGUGCCUCUUGCGGCCAGUGGCUUUGCUGCCCUGAGUGACAAUGUGAAAGAAGUUGUCCCCUGUGUGUGUCCCACCCUCCCCACAGUGCCACCGGGGCCCUGCGCUGCCCUGCGCCCCUUCCCGGCCUGUCUCGUCGCCUGUGCUCAGUGUGGCUGCAGCACCCAAACCCACGUGUGAAGUCAGCCUGGCGCUGCUGUGAGGUGGGGUGGUGACCUGUGCACCAGGGUGCUGAGGGUCCCUGCGCUGGCUCCUUCACCCACAGCUCGAUUGCAGUAGGGUGGGGGCAGGGACCCCAAUCCCCUCCGCCCUCCCCGCAGUGUCCCCGUACUGGCCAGUCCCUUUGCUGGGGGUGACCCGCUGUGGGGUGGAUGGGUGCUGCGGGGUGGAUGGGUGCUGCAGGACCGGCAGCACCCCGUCCCCCUCCCUGCUGCCGGGGUGCGGAGGACCGGUGUUAUCAGCCCCUGCUUGUGCUUGUGCCACGGGGCCGUCGGCACAGAUCUGGCGCUUGCUGGCAGGCGUGCCGGGCGAGGCGCCCUAUCUGCAUGUGCGUGUGCAUGCCUGCGUCCCUGCGACCGUCACUGCUGUACGAUAAUAAAGCCUUGUCACCACC